AUGCAUAAGAAAAGCCUGGAGGCAGCAGCACAUCUGGAAAAUGGUGAAAUUGACAAGGAAUCGAACGAUGACGACAGGUCGGUGGAUGCAUGCUCGCCUGACAUUUCCACUAGUACCAAUGAUAAUAGCACUGGUGAUAAACUAUGUGUAUAUCAGUACGAUGACCUACAUUAUGUAAAUAGUAUCAAUAAUCAUAAUACCAGGCAAAAUUGA
Molecule: messenger RNA, 213 nt
Organism: Gongylonema pulchrum
Lineage: Eukaryota; Metazoa; Nematoda; Chromadorea; Rhabditida; Gongylonematidae
Source: the annotation of a GenBank genome assembly